CCCGAGAGCCCGCCCGCCACCACGUGGGGCGGCGGCAGCGCGGGCGGAACCCAGGCUGGGCGGCUCGCGGCCCGCCCGGGCCUCUGCAGCUGGGGCGCCGGCGGAAGUGGGGGCGCCGGGCGCCGCGGACCUCGAUGAGGAAACCGAACAGGGAGGCUGUUUGCAGAGCCGCGGUGACCUGUCCAGAUCCCCUUGUAGCGAAUCUGGGAGGGCUAAGAACCACCCGUCUCCCCGAAUCCACACCUUCCUAUCCGCUGAGGGGGGCCCUGUCCAGCCUGGAAACUGUCCCUUGAAGUCACCCAGCCAGGAUAAUGCAGACUCCACCAGCCAUUCCUGUGCCUGUGCUCCGGCUCCCCCGGGGCCCUGAUGGCUUGAGCCGAGGCUUUGCCCCAGACGGACGCAGGGCCCCCCCGAAGCCAGAGGUUCCUGGAAGCCCGGGAUCUCCAGUAGGUCGAGAGUCUCGGGAAUCCCGGGAACAGCAGGCCCGAGCCGCACUUCGGGAACGCUACCUCCGCAGCCUGCUGGCCAUGGUGGGUCACCAGGUGAACUUCACACUGCACGAGGGUGUGCACGUGACCGCCCACUUCGGAGCCGCCGACCUGGACGUGGCCAACUUCUACGUGCUGCAGCUGCAGACGCCGAUAGGCGUGCAGGCCGAGGCGCUGCUGCGGUGUAGUGACAUUAUUUCCUACACCUUCAAGCCGUGAGGACGUGACUGUGUUCACCUUUCUGCCCGAGGCCUGGCCGCAGUAUCCCAGCCUCCAAAUGUUCACAAGCCCAGCACCCUGGGCCCCACAGGGUUUGGAACAUCCUUGGAAAUUUGAGCCGAGCGCCGGGCAACUCUGGCUUCUUGGGACCUGCGGAGUCCAGUCAGUAAAAUUCUGCAACCACAGGAGUUCUAGAGCCCGUUGGAAGGAAUGCUCUGCCUCACAGGAAUCUAAACUCUUAAAACAGGGCCUCAUGCCAGUUCCUGAAGACUGGGGGUUGGGGGCGGUUAAUAAAGGGCGGCACAUCGCAGAGUGGGAAAUUGUCUGUUGAAGUUGCGCAGUUCAGCCACCCCGGAAAAAGUCCCCUCUACUAAAGAACCCAUUAUUCCAGGAA
Molecule: messenger RNA, 1101 nt
Organism: Prionailurus viverrinus (fishing cat)
Lineage: Eukaryota; Metazoa; Chordata; Mammalia; Carnivora; Felidae
Gene: GEMIN7
Product: gem nuclear organelle associated protein 7
Exons: 4
Coding region: 312-707 (131 amino acids)
Biological process (GO): spliceosomal snRNP assembly
Cellular component (GO): SMN-Sm protein complex
Molecular function (GO): RNA binding
Source: RefSeq, a predicted model, not a curated record